GUUAUCCUCAGACUCAGUUUGAAGAAUUGAACCAUGGAGAUCAAGCUAUUUGUUUUUGGUGUCGUGCUUGUGGCCUUAACAGUAACAGGCAGCAACGCUCAGCUGAGUGUUUGUGGCAUUGCUCCGUUAAACACCAGGAUCGUUGGAGGUGAAAAUGCUGCCGCAGGAGCGUGGCCUUGGCAGGUCAGUCUGCACAGAAGAGGUAGUCACUUCUGUGGAGGUUCACUGAUCAACUCGAAAUGGGUGCUGAGUGCAGCUCACUGUUUCUCAAGCACAAGCACAUUUAGCCUCGUGGUGUACCUCGGACGUCACACCCAACAGUUUCUGAACUUCAACGAAGUGUCCCGUAAUGUGAUCCAGAUCAUCAACCACCCGGACUACGAUGUCUCCCCGAACGACAGCGACAUGUCUCUGCUUGAGCUCUCAACAGAGGUGACAUUCACAGAUUACAUCAAACCUGUGUGCCUGGCAGCGAGCGACAGCGUGUUCAAUGCCGGAACAACUUGUUGGGUUACCGGAUGGGGAACCAUCCAAACUGACGUUCCCCUUGGUUUCCCUCAGACACUUCAGGAGGUUAGCGUUCCCAUCGUGUCCAACACUCAGUGUAGCCAGUCCUACACGUCAAUCACCAGCAACAUGAUCUGUGCCGGACUGGAGGAGGGAGGAAAGGACUCCUGUCAGGGGGAUUCAGGUGGCCCACUGGUGUGUCAAAGUGGUUCUAUGUGGGUCGAGGCUGGAGUAGUGAGUUUUGGAAGAGGCUGUGCUUUAGCCAGCUUCCCUGGAGUCUAUGCCCGGGUGUCUUCGUUUGAGGACUGGAUCAAAGGGCAUGUCAGUGGCAGUGGCGAGCCAGGCUUUGUCACCUUCAGCGCAGACUCUGGGAACAGUUCAUCCACUUCUGGAACAGCUCAUCUGAUUUCCUUCUCGGCCCCUCUGCUGCUCUCCAUCUUACCUGCUUUCUUCUCUAUCUUAGUCCUUUCAUAGAAUUGUUAAUAACGAGUAACAUAUCAUGGAGAGUGCCAUUCCCUUUAGGCACCAAUCAUCUCUGACAGAAGGGGGCGGGGGUGUGUGAGGCUGCACAUUGAGGUUGUCAAAAAAAAAGAUUUGCACAUAUUAACUAAAUAAUGAUUAUUAUAUCAUAUAUGAGAUUAUAUGUGAUAUAUAUAUAUAUAUAUAUAUAUAUCACAUACAUAUACAUAUAUAUAUGUGAUUCUGCACUCAAUGCCAUGAGACUACUUAGUCAGACACUCUUGUGUCCUCCUCUGUCUGCGCUGUUCAGCGCUUUGGAUCUACAGUGUUGUUUGUGCUUUAAAAAUAAAGUUGAGUUGUUUAUUUUAGAUUCUAAUGGAAUCAUCAGUUUAGGAGCCAGUGCCUUUACAGUAGGUCUAAAAGUCUACAAGAGUUAAACUAUAUCUAAAAGCUAUAUGGCUGCAACUCAGGAAUCUUUUUAUUGUUGAUUUUUCUGCUGACCUGUUUUUUAAUUAAUUAGUCAGUUGUUUUUUAUUUUAUUUUUUAUAAUAAAAAGGUCAUCUUUUUUUUUUUUUAUAAACUUAAGCCAGCAUCUCUUUUAUUAGACUUUAAACACUUACUUUCAGUAAAAAUGAAUUCUGAAAAGCAGAAGAAGUAUAGCAGAAGUAUAUAAAAUGUAACAGUAACAAUACUUACUUGCGAAUGAGUGUUCCGGCUUAAAAUUGUUUGAGUAUCUAAGUAAUUGUAAAAAACCAAAAGCUGCUUUGUGUAUGAUGAUGUGAUGUGAGCACCAGUGGAAAUGUUCUGUAGACGUGUACUCAUCUGUACUGUUAACUUAAUAUCUGAUUUAUUUACACUGGCAACUGUGAUAUACUUGUAACUUGUAACUUUCAUUUUUUGAUUGUAUAGUUUUAACAUCAAAUAUUAGAAACAUCUAUGAUUUAUACCUCAUCAUGACACUAGUAGUUGAAGUUGCUGAUCAUUUGGAUUAUAUUGUGUUGCUAUUUGUUUGUUGUUUUAAAGUAGCUGAAACCUUUUGAACAAUGCAAAUUCAGCCUGUAUAUUUCUUUUGACUGUAUUGUGUUGAAUAAAUGUUCU
This is a messenger RNA of Labrus bergylta (ballan wrasse), 2064 nucleotides long. Its product is annotated as serine protease 27. Gene Ontology annotation, molecular function: serine-type endopeptidase activity. The record is from RefSeq and is a predicted model, not a curated record. Gene Ontology annotation, biological process: proteolysis. NCBI's taxonomy places the organism in Eukaryota, Metazoa, Chordata, Actinopteri, Labriformes, Labridae.